AUGAGCACCACCAAAGAACAACACUCUCACAUGAAAGAAGAGUCGCACGAAGACGACACACUACAAGCCUUGAUCAAAGCGGAGUCCGGCCCCGACGACAGCGAUGAUUUGAUGGGAAAUGUUGAUGAUGAAGAUGACGGGGAUGGCUACAGACCGCGGCCGCAGUUGCCGAGACCCCAGGUCAACUUGCGAAGUCUCGCAGAUCUGAUCAGAUGCUUAGACGAUGGCAGCAUUGACGUCAACCCUGAGUAUCAACGAGAAGUAGUCUGGACAGGCAUCGAUGAACGAACAGCUGAUCGAAUGACGGGCCUAGUGAAUUCUCUUAUGGAGAACUUUUACAUCCCACCGAUCAUACUCAAUGGCAAACAGAUACGCGUUGUGGAGGGUGGAAAACCCGGAACGCGCACAACGUAUGUUUGUGUCGAUGGCAAACAACGUCUCUCUUCUGUACGAGCUUUCAUCAAAGGCAUGAUCCCUUGUCACGAUCAUCGCGGUGAAAAUUGGUGGUUCAGCAAUGAAGCAGGACGACGUCGAAGAAUUCUUUCCGAUGCAGUCCAGAGAGCGUUUCUGAACAAGGACUUCGUCACAUACCAAUUCAAUGGACUAUCUCAAGAGCAGGAAGAAGACCUUUUUGCCCGGGUGCAAAUGGGUAUGACACUAACUGCAGCGGAGAAGAUGCGCGCCUCAUCCGGCCCAUGGCAAGAGCUUGCCAGACUCUUUGUAGACGAUUUUCCAGCCGUCUAUAAUCUAAUGAAAGAUAGGGCACGUGCAAAGGAUUUUCAGCUCACACUGUCCUGCUUCAGUCAGAUCGUUGAGAUCAUGCAUCCUACCGCUGCCACAGGUAUUCCAGUCCUGAAGACCAACCACACGGCCCUUCCCAAAUUCAUUGGCAACAAAGGACUGGUUGAUGAUGGCAUCAAGUCGCAUCUGGCAAGUGUCUGGAACACACUCCAGGAACUAAUAGAAUUGGAUCCUGAUACCUUUACGAAUGCAAGCAAGUACCUCGGCGGUGUACAAACUUUUGCACCUGUCGAAAUGGUUGCUGUGACGAUUAUGAUUUCUAUGUAUUCGGAAACACGAAAUAAUCGCAUGCUACUGGGGGAUAUAAGAGCUCUCCGAGAAGAACUUCGCAAGCACUUUAUUGACCUCCGCUUGAAUGCUGCAACCUGGAAGUUCAUAUGGGAAUAUCUGGAUGAGCUAGAAGUGAUUCGAGGCGCGGUGGAUGGUAGUGUCCUCGAUCGAACACGUUUCGAUUCGGCCUCAAGAUCUUCAUCGACUGCAGCGCCGAUACCGUAUGAUUCUGCCUCAGCAGUAGUGAGAUCGUCUCAGGCCAAAUCUGCAGCAAGAAGAGGUGACGUGACAAUCCUGCCUCCUCCGAAUGCAAGACCAUCGGCAGCCUCGGGAGCAAAUUUGGCGUUUCCAGAAGACAGCACAAAAGAAACAUCGCCUCAAAUAGUCAACGUCAAUAUUGACCCGGAAGCUGCGACGCUGCCUUCACAAACACGGUUUCUAAAGAGACAGCGAACCGGUUCUAGGCCAUCUGCAUUACCGCAAACCGCAUCUUCCACCAGUUUUGAGCAGACUUUGUUUGUGCCUGAAGGAACAGGAGAAAAUACGGCAGUAUUACGGCAGCGCCAUAUAAAUCAUCCAAAGGCGCCGGUGCAACAGGGCGCGUUCGAUGCUCAAAAGGCACAGGUUCCUUCAAAUCAUUACCCUAGGCAACAACCACAGGAGAAACCUCCCUUUUUAUCCCCAAAAGUACGGCCAGGAUGGGUGUCACAGCUCCAUGAGUAUUGCCCAUCCCCUUCCACUCAUCCCGAAAAUGGGUAUCUGGAGAGUAGCGGCACAUCUCCGCAGCUACCCUCAAGGACAGUCUCCUCACCUGACUUGUCCAUUUCGCCAUACAUUCACCAGCUGAACAUCAGCGGACCACAUUACAGGACAGGCAUAGGUGCCUACACCCCAAGAAGCAUCCAUGAGCAAGGGGAGGGCAUAAUACGGUCAAUUUCACCACAGGUCCCCCUCUCAGUCUUGCCAGCAACUCCAUCUGCUCAGCCCCAGAUUCAAAAAAAGCGCAAACAUAUCACACGUUCGAUUCCCACACAGCGUGGGGAAACGAUUGAUCUUACUUACGACAGUGAUUGUGAGCAAGAGGAGCAGGUCGAGCGUGAGAGACAAAGCCUUCUCUCGUCUUUUAAGGGAAAAUCUACAACUGCAAAGCAGGCUUAUGCCCCAGCCAUUUCCACUGCCACACAGCCAAGUGCAACGCCGCAAGGCUCUUUAUUAGUUGGAGUGGGUGCGACAACAGGGGACGCUUGUGCAGAAUUCAACAACCCAUAUGCAGAGUACAAGAAUCAAGACAGAGGGCAUCUUUGA
This is a messenger RNA of Plenodomus lingam JN3, 2376 nucleotides long. RefSeq lists its product as uncharacterized. The record is from RefSeq and is a predicted model, not a curated record. Lineage: Eukaryota; Fungi; Ascomycota; Dothideomycetes; Pleosporales; Leptosphaeriaceae.